GCCGUUUCCGUGCAUCCGCGUACAGUUACUGAGUGUGGAUGAGGGACGCGAUGCAGAUGAUUAUUCAUCUAGGCCGUGGUGAGGAGGACAGACUUCAGUGCAGGCUUUCAAGCGACCUCGCGCCAUACGUGGCUGGCCUUUGAGGAAAGUUGCCAUACCGAUGAAACUUCAGAAAAGCCUGUCAAUCAGGUCAGGUUUGCUUCGAAGGCAUUGGAGUUCUCGGUUGUGUUAGCGUUUGGGACGGGUUAUCAAUGGCGUCACACUCCGAUGUUGUCCAGCAGCAUUGCUGCAAAUCGAACCAUUGUCAACACUAAUUCCAAUGCGGGCGCUCUCUGUUACACUUCGCAGACUUGUAGCCGCUCCUUCCAGACCUCAUCGGACUCGUAGUCUUUCAAGACCUCUCUCGUACACUCAAGCCAAGAUGGGAAAAGACAGCAGCAUGCCGAAAGAGCCGCCAAAGCACCAAAUGUACUACUUCCCCAAGCUCACAUCUGAAGUGAGAUCGUUCGGCCAGUUCAGGAAGGUCAUACAUACUGGUCUCUACAGCCAGUUGGUGUCCAUGGAGAUCCCCGUCGGCGGCGACAUCGGUGACGAGGUCCAUACGGUAGAUCAGGUCCUUAUCUUUACCAGUGGUGAAGGCAGAGCGACCGUGGCUGGCAAAGACCAAGAUAUCAAAGCUUCAGAUGUAGUGGUGGUGCCAGCCGGCACGCAACAUCAGUUCAUCAACACAUCGAAAACACAGCCGCUAGAGCUGGUUACUGUGUACAGCCCAGCUGAGCACGACCCGCAAACAGUCCAUCAGACCAAGGAAGAGGGCGACGAAGAGGAGGACAAUGGCAAGGAUGAGGCGCCUGAGUGGAGUAGGCAACCUAAGAAGCAGAAUGAGGAGCAAGGGCUCGUGAAGUUGGAGGGAGGACCAUAUGCCAAUGGAGACGAUGGUCGGCACGAGAAGUCAUAGAGAUUGUCAAGCUCGAGAUCUGGGAGCAAAUGCUUCGUAACUUCAGUGCACAGUCUCACAUUCGAGCCUCACCAUCCCAGCCAGCCCUGUUCCGUUGGCCUUCCAGGGAAGCCAAGGCUGAUCCACGUGCGAGGCGCCACUCAUUGGGCAGAAGCAAUUAACAAUGCCGAACGAUAUUGUACAGAUCCUUGCUGCUCACUACAACCCAGCCGCACUCUACAAGUAGUAGAGCGUGUUCUGCAG
Baudoinia panamericana UAMH 10762 is the source of this 1201-nucleotide messenger RNA. RefSeq lists its product as uncharacterized. The transcript has 2 exons. Lineage: Eukaryota; Fungi; Ascomycota; Dothideomycetes; Mycosphaerellales; Teratosphaeriaceae. The record is from RefSeq and is a predicted model, not a curated record. Bases 422 to 958 code for a protein of 178 amino acids.